This is a messenger RNA of Histoplasma capsulatum G186AR, 1659 nucleotides long. RefSeq names its product GTP-binding protein ypt3. Bases 242 to 874 code for a protein of 210 amino acids. The record is from RefSeq and is a predicted model, not a curated record. Gene Ontology annotation, biological process: exocytosis. The transcript has 5 exons. Gene Ontology annotation, cellular component: recycling endosome. Gene Ontology annotation, molecular function: GTP binding; GTPase activity. Lineage: Eukaryota; Fungi; Ascomycota; Eurotiomycetes; Onygenales; Ajellomycetaceae.
CAUCUAUUGGAUAAUCUCGUUGCCUUCUUCUGGUUCUCUUGUCAACACACCAUCCAACUUACUGAUCCUUCUUGACGGUCAUUGACUGACAGACGAACCGUACCCCUUUAUCGCCCCAGCGUCCUGCUUCCGGCUCAUCGUGGUCUAAAGUCACUUUAAUCACGCAGAAACGACACACACUUAUUAAAUCCCGUUCCCCUUGAAGAGAGACUUCGACUCUUCCACCUCUCCAUCCUCCCUAAUGGCUAACGACGAAUAUGAUUUCCUUUUCAAAGUGGUUCUUAUCGGAGAUUCCGGUGUCGGGAAAUCCAACCUGUUAAGCCGAUUCACCCGGAAUGAAUUCAACCUCGAUUCGAAGUCCACCAUCGGUGUCGAGUUCGCAACCCGCUCUAUUCAGGUAGACGGCAAGACGAUCAAAGCUCAGAUUUGGGAUACUGCAGGCCAGGAGCGGUACAGGGCUAUUACAUCCGCAUAUUACCGUGGCGCAGUGGGAGCCCUUCUUGUAUAUGAUACGACUAAAGAACAGACUUUCGCAAACUGCGAGCGAUGGUUGAAGGAGUUACGGGAACAUGCCGACAAGAACAUUGUCAUCAUGCUCGUCGGAAAUAAGAUCGAUCAAAAACAUGUCCGGGCUAUUAAAACUGACCAAGGCGCGGAAUUUGCUGAGGCAAGGAAGUUGUCCUUCAUCGAAACGUCCGCCCUUGACGCCACGAAUGUUGAGCUCGCAUUUCAAAAUAUUCUUACAGAAAUCUACCGCAUCGUUUCCAGCAAGGCCCUCGAGAAUGGUAACUCAGGACAGAACCCUCUCGGUGACCGCAAGGUGGUAGAGAUCACGAAGUCGCAGGAUGCAGAUGCGAAGCAGAAAUGCUGCUAAAGAAAAGAAUGCAGACCCUUUAGACACCAUUCUGGAAUCACUGUUCUAGCAGAAAGCGCCUUCUCCCGGGAAAGGCUGGCGGUGGCGAGACUUAGAAUAACCGGUGCUUUUAUAACGUUGGGGUCUUCAUCUCGACGGAUGGCGGCUGCAUUUUAUUCUAUUCUAUUCUAUUCUAUUUUCCUUUCUCUGGUCGCCACGGUCGAUUUGACUUGAAGAACCACCUGACGUUUUUUCUGUUUGUGUCAUGCCAUGCCGUGUCCAUGUAUUUACUUCUCCCACAUUUUGUUUUCUUAUUUUAUUUUCGCCGCUUCCCAAAUCAUCUUCUCCUUUUCUGUCAUUCUACGGCCUCAGGACAGCAGCGUGAUGAGAAAAAAAGCCAACGUUAUAAAGGUGAAAUUUAAUGAGCACGGGAAGGGAUACCUGAAGAGCUCAAAGGAGUUCUGAUGAUGGAUGUCCUGCUUCUGGAAUUGAAUGUUUAUUGGCCACGCGGGAUGGGAUAAAUGGUUUGGGGGAUUUGCGGGUUGGGCUUAGUUUUGUCGUUUGCCUUCAAGUUCCUCCUCUCAUUGUUGAUUUGUUUUACACGUUUGGCUUUUCACCACCAACAUUCCAUUCUCUUUUUUUGCCCACUCUUUUUCCCACCUUUUUGUUUCUUCUAUAUAUUUUUUUUUGUUCUUGCAAUUCCACAUUCUUUAUUUUAACCCUUCGAUUUGCCCCCUUCUUUCCAUGGCUGCUAAUUAUUCUUUGCAAAUAAUCUAAAUCUCUCUUCUUUGUUUCCUUUUUUCCCC